CACAUCAUAUACAGUCACACACAAAUCGUUGUACCCUUCUCCGCACGCCCCCAUCCCAUCCGCCCCAUACCGUCCUCUCCCUCAGCAAGUAGGUGUCCCGGGCGUAGCCACCUAGUCGGGUCAGGGGUGCAGCGCCCACUGCUUAAGUAACCCACGCGUAGCGGAGCAAUCGGCGUGACUACAGUCCCAGUGCCCGGGACCUCAAGCAACCUGCUCCCGCCCCGCCCGGCCUCUACGAGCAGAACCGCCACCCCUUCCAAACUCCAGGACCCCCGCCACCCCUAUGAGAGAAGGCGACGCAGAGCAAAGGAGCAGGACGCCCGGCAGCCCGACUUCCCCGCAAGCGCGCGCAGCGCCCGCUCCGUGUCGCCGCCGCGAUCACCCGUGAAGCCCGAUGCCAGCGCCGCGCAUCGGCUGAGAGGGGACAGGGCCGGCUUCACCAGCUUCCCCGGAAUCCGGUCUCCGCCGCGGCUGCGUGUCCCAGCUGGGGCCCCGCCGGCCCGGGAGUGAGCCGCUGCGACCGACCGGGGGUUGGCCCGGGCAGAGGAAGGAGGGACGGAACGGAAGGAGGGCACAGGGGGCGGGAAGGGGACCCUGGAGGAGAGGGAUGGCAAUGUCUCUCAUCCAAGCGUGCCGCAGUCUGGCUCUCUCAACAUGGCUGCUUUCCUUUUGUUUCGUGCAUCUGCUCUGCCUGGACUUCACGGUGGCGGAGAAGGAGGAAUGGUACACCGCCUUCGUGAACAUCACCUAUGCCGAGCCCGAGCCGGGGACAGCGGUGGCGGGCGGCGGUAGCGGCGCCGAGCUGCACACGGAGAAGACCGAGUGCGGACGGUACGGCGAGCACUCGCCCAAGCAGGAUGCGCGCGGCGAGGUGGUCAUGGCCAGCUCGGCCCACGAUCGCCUGGCUUGCGACCCCAACACCAAGUUCGCCGCUCCGGCCCACGGCAAGCACUGGAUAGCUCUGAUCCCCAAGGGCAACUGCACCUACAAGGAUAAGAUCCGGAACGCGUUCCUGCAAAAUGCAUCUGCCGUGGUCAUCUUCAACGUGGGUUCCAAUACCAACGAGACCAUCACCAUGCCCCACGCAGGUGUGGAAGACAUCGUGGCUAUAAUGAUUCCUGAGCCCAAAGGGAAGGAGAUAGUAAGCCUGCUGGAAAGGAACGUCACCGUGACCAUGUACAUCAGCAUCGGUACCCGGAACCUGCAGAAAUACGUGAGCCGCACGUCCGUUGUGUUUGUGUCCAUCUCCUUCAUCGUCCUCAUGACCAUCUCCCUGGCGUGGCUGGUCUUUUACUACAUCCAGAGGUUUCGCUAUGCAAAUGCCAGGGACAGGAACCAGCGCCGACUGGGAGACGCAGCAAAGAAGGCCAUCAGCAAGCUCCAGGUCAGGACCAUCAGGAAGGGCGACAAGGAAACGGAGUCUGAUUUUGAUAACUGUGCAGUGUGCAUCGAAGGGUACAAGCCCAACGAUGUGGUCAGGAUCCUGCCCUGCCGGCAUCUUUUCCACAAGUCCUGUGUUGACCCCUGGCUUCUAGACCAUCGCACCUGUCCCAUGUGCAAGAUGAACAUUCUUAAAGCCCUAGGGAUCCCGCCCAAUGCCGACUGCAUGGACGACUUGCCGAUUGAUUUUGAGGGCUCCCUGGGAGGCCCACCCACCAAUCAGAUCACAGGCGCCAGUGACACGACAGUGAAUGAGAGUUCAGUCACUUUGGAUCCUGCAGUGAGGACAGUGGGAGCCCUGCAGGUGGUCCAGGACCCUGACCCUGCGCCCCAGGAGGGAGAAGCCAUCUUUACAACAAACGGUGAUCAAGAGCCAGCAGUGAGUAGUGACUCCGACAUCUCAUUGAUCAUGGCCCUGGAAGUGGGACUGUCUGAUGUAGAACUUUCCACUGACCAAGACUACGAAGAGGUGAAAUCUUGAAAUCGUAGAAACAGAAAAGAGAAAACACAGGACCCAGGGGCCCAGGAAGGAAGCAUGCCCAGAGACUUGAACUGGAUACCCAACCUUCAGUUCGCCAUGGCAACCCCAGAGCACUCUGUUCACGGGUGGUAAUGAAAGCAAUAUCCAAAGUCUGCAGAAUCAGGAUGCCGGUUCCCAUCUCUGCAACACUCUGUGGCCUUGGUGUGGAAGUUGGAAGGUGGAUUCCUCCACAUCCGUACAGACACGCAGCCGAAGGUCCUGCCACUGACUGGAAGGAGAUCCUUACCGCUUCUUUUAGCGUCUCCCAUCUUCCUGCUCUUAUUUGGAGAAGAUGGCUUCAUUCCCCUGACAAUUUCUUCUGAAAGAGGAUGUGCAGCUUACAUCUACUCCUUUCUUUUCCCUGUGAUGCACUCCAGUCCGUGGACAGAGGUCCUGGCUGCUGCUCCAGUGAUCAGUUUGUGCCGCAUCUCUGAGAUUUAUAGUCACGGGCUCUCAGUGUGAAGUGUAUAUGACCUUGAGAAUUGCCUCAGCACCCUGAAAUGGUGGAAGGCCAGAGUCCACCAAGUGUCUAGCUCCCUCCUCUAAGUGGGUCCUGACGAGCCCUGCGGCCAGAGACAGCAGUGCUAAGUUCUGGACCUGCUGAAUCCGUUACUCUUUGUUUUCACCUGCAUCAUGCUGGGCUCCGCCUGCCAUGCUCUGCCCAGCAUCACCUUGGCAGCGAGAACUAUCAGGGACGAGGCUGGCUCAUCUGACUUCAGGGUCUUAGACUAAAACUCAGAAGUUCCCUGCAGGGCCAGAAUAUAAAUGCUCAGAGUGUGUGUGUGGAACUCUAAACCUAGUUUAAAAACCUGACAGCCCCAUGUUCCCAGGGCAAGGAAGAUGGCUGUUGCCCUGGUUGCCCCCAAGGCCUCAGCAGUUUGUCACCUUUGUAAGUGAGUUCUGUGUGUCCAGGCUAAAGAAAAGAUGCAAUCUUUUUUUUAGGUCACUGGUAACCAGGUGUAAACUUACUUCCGGUUCCGUUCUGUUAAUCCUCAUCAGCCUACACGGAAGGCGCUAAAUAAAUCCUUAGCAGUUUGCAGCUCAGGUCUUCCUGAGCGCACCCUCGUCCCAAGAGGAGGAUGAGGUAUGAUUUGAUACGGUCUGAACCAAAAAGUACAUCAUGGGGAAUUGCUAGAUCGAGUUUCUCCUGACUGUGAGCAACAAAUAAGAUAAAAAGAAAAAAAAAAUAACCAAUGACUAUCUAAAUCCACCUGUACUAUAAAGUGGUUUAUGGUUUUAUUCUUUUUGUUUGUUUGCUUGUUUGAAACGAUGACAAAAAUGUGCUGUUUCUCAAGUGGGCAGUUUUGUGAUACGUGCAGCCUCUACAGAGGCAGAGGUAGCCCCGUGUCACUGGGCAACCAGGAAAAUCUCCUCAUCAUCUUAGCGGUUGGCAAGGUCACCCAGAGGCUGGGAUUAACCAGGAGAGCGAGCUCUUCCCACUGAGCUGUGUUUGUAUAUUUGAUUUGGGUUUUUCCACCUCAUUACACUAAUACUCAGGCAAACAGGGCUUGGCCGAGCUGUAAGUCCUUGCUGCCCACUGGAAUUUUGAGCUCAGGCUGAGUUCUCCACUGUUCUUCUGCUGGCUGCCUUUCAUGCGCUCCUGUUUGCUGGUGUGUGAACGCACAGCAAGGGGAAGGACCUUCAGAAAAACCUCUUCUGCCGAUGGUCCUGCAGCUCCCAUGGUCAAUUCCAGCCUCCAGCGGUGGCGAAGAUCCAUAGCAAGGAUGCAGGCGAGCGCUGAACCAGAGUCUGUGCACAAGGAGCUUAGCAGAUGACUCCCAUGGUUCCCUCUUUCUUGGACCCCUCUCUUGCACUUCUCCAGUGGGAUCUACUGUGAGCACAGCUGCGCACACAGCAAAUGCUGGUAUGAAGUCUAAGGAGAUGAGGGUAAUUCAACAGCAAAAGAAAUACCAGCUAUACUGCAUGCCCAGGGAAAAAAGGGUCUGGUGGGCGUUUUCCUGUGUUUGAUGGGCAUUUUCUGGCCAGUGGUCAGGUAAAUCGCUGAGGACGUUGAGCAAGCCCUUGACCUGAUAUCCUUUAGGAUGCUGAGUGGGUGGCGAAGGACCCAAAAGGUCUGUCCUUUGUACCACAACCUUCCCUGCCUCCUUCCACAGUAAGACACUCUGACCUGGGGGCCCAGUGAUACCCAAAUGGCAGUGUAGCCCCUAAGUGCAAACUGAAAAGACAUUUGCAGACAUGCAGCUUUCUGCGGCAAGUGUCUGCACCAACUCUGCCCCGUUGAAAUACAGCCCAAGUCACAUACAUUUUUUAAGCUUUCCCAUUAGUCACAUUUUAAGAAGUAAAAAGAAACAGGUGAGAAUAAUUUAUUAAUAUUUUUAUUUAACCCGAUAUUAUUGUUUUGACAUACAAUUGAUAUGGAAAGUAUUUGGAAACUAUUUUCCUCUCUUUUUUAUUAUAUCUUCUAAAUCCGUUGUGUCUUUUACACACACAACACAUUUCAAUUCUUACUAGCCACAGCUGAAGCCUUCAGUAGUCACAUGUGCCUAGUGGCCUGGAGAUGCUCCAGAAUCCUCCCGAGUGUUCCUGGCUCUGACAGAAGAAAAGGGGGAAGAAGAUUACCUCAGUUUCAGAGAGAACCAGACUCCACUGAGCCACCUAAGGAGAGGCCAGGGGUGUACUUGUUUUAUGAUUAAUAUUGGUUCAAAUAGCCUUUACUAACUUCCUGUGAACUCCCUAAACACUAGUGUCCACUAUCACCAACUGUUACUUCUCUGACAAGUUGUUUAAAAAAAACAACAAGACAACCGGCCAUAUUGAUUUGGUGCUUCAAAGAAAGUACAGCCUCGCUUCUAUGACAACGCUUGAGAGUCCAAUUACACCCUCACUUCUAUGACAACCCUUGAGAGUCCCAUGUGACACUUAGCCAAAGAGAAUCUGCCUCGACCCUAAUUCCUCCUCCUUAUGGCUGGGAGGUUCUAGAGAACAGAACUCAGACACCCAAGGAGACGCGCAAACAACUGCAUACGGGGGGGCCCCCCAUAUCGGAUCAUGUGGCCUUGUCAAGAGGGGUCUGGGAGCUGUGACCAUCCAGCUUGGUGAAUGGUGAGCAUCUCCCUGUUCGGCGUCUCCCAUGACACACAGACUGUGGGAGGCAACGAGCCUUGAAUUCCUUCAGAGUUGUUUUCAGAAUGGCUUUCUUCAAAGUGGUUAGUCACCCUGGAAGAGUCGAUGCCUCCUAAACGCAGCGUUUGAACCCUGACCAGCCCCUAGGGCUUGGUGGAGCCUUCAGUAUCAAUUCUGACCUCACAGCCAAGGGAGAGACGCAGACUAGAGAAAGUAGAUGGUGACUGUAACAGAGGCACCUAGAUAUUCAAUACUUCAUGUAACAUCCUGGCAGUGGAAAUGGGUCUCUGUCCAGAAAAGCUUUUGUGACUUUUGCUUUAGAAUUUUUCUCGUCUGUGGGUAUUCGUGGUGUGGUCCUAUUAAGAAUGGCUGUGACCGGUAACCAAGUCCGUCACAGUCCAGACAUCCCUGGGGCUGCCACACUUUCAGAACCAGAAAGGAUGACAGAGUCUGCCUAGGAUUCGUUGUAAGCUUAGUUGGUGCUGAAAUAAAUUACAGAGUAAGACCUGAAUGGCAUUUAGUUGUCCACUGAAUGCAAAGGCUUGGCCGAACAUGGAAAUUACCAAAUAAAAACUUUCCAGAAGCUUAGAACAUAAGUGUCACACCCAGUAUGAGGAGAGGGCCCAGCCUUCUGCGGUACUGAGGCCACUAGGCUGAUGUCCUGUAGCGGUCUUACCUUCUCUUCUUUGGGCUUCUUCUGUGCUUUUCUGUGUUUUGAUGGCCUGCUUUUUUGUACACGCAUGUGCACACACACACACACACUUUCUCUAUCACGCUUCCCAUUUCCUGCCUCCCUCCCAUUCUACACUUUAUUCCAUCACAUUUCCAUAUAAGGAAUAUUCCAGUAACAGCACCUGCUGCUGCUCCCUUUCCAGACUCUUUGCAGAAAGUUCCCUGAGUAAAUACUAACAUGCCUACAAUUUCAGAAUGCUGGGAUCUGCUAUCUUUGUUUGUUUGUUUGAAACAGGGUUUUUCUGUUGCUUUGGAGCCUGUCCUGGAACUCACUCUGUAGACCAGGCUAGCCUCAAACUCACAGAGAUCCACCUGUCUCUGCCUCUCUGCUUGGAUUAAAGGUGUGCGCCAUCACCACCCAGCUAAGGAAUCUGCUAUGUUACAUAACCAGAAUCUAUAGCCUUCUAGUCCACGUGCCCCAGAAGCAGACUCUGUGGCUUCUGUAUCUGACAUCUGCCCAAGCUCCUCAUUGGCUAGCUUAACUUGGGCAAAGAGGAACGAGGAACAGGGGUGCUACUCUUCCAAGUUCAGCCACUGCUUUCUUAAGCAGCUCAGAGUGGACCAAAGAGCAGGGCUGAUAGCUGCAUUUAACAGGGGAGGUGGCCUAAAGGACAUCAAUGAGGGGGUAGAAUCCCAGGUCAAAGCAGGGCUGGCUUAGUGGGAAGUCUCUCUGGAUAAAAAAAAUGCCCUGCCCUGGGUUCAGAGCUCAUCAGUAGGUCCCAGGGAGAAUGGGUGUUCAAUAAUUUAAUAUGUAUGAGUUAAAACACUCUUGAAUUGCAAAGAAAAUUGGAAUAGCAGAAAAAUAGGUUAGUUUUGAAAAGCAGGACUCUGUCUCUCAGUGCUGUGCAGUUCUUCUCGCUCUGCUUUGUCCCCAGCACACAGCCUUUUAUAGCAGGGACAGUAGUAUUCAAAGUCCGCUAGAUAGGCAGCCAUUUUGUCCCACUGUGAACCUUUUGGCGGCAUGAUGCUGCCCCAGAACUAAUGAGGUGAGCGCAGAUCCUAGACCAGCCUGUCUGUCACUCACUCCCUCUGCGUGUCUGCAUCCUUCCUGAUCAACACUCUCUCUGUCAUAUCCCUCAUAACUGCGUGGCUUUUUUCAUGGACCUCAGUUGCCAGCUCCUCUAACCCAUGGCACAAUUGAUGCCCACACUCACUGCAGAGAUGUUUGCUCCCUGGUCAUUUGGUUCGUGUUCAUUGGUGGUGAUUAGGUGGGAGUGUGCUUCUUGGAAGAGCUCUAAACACAGGCAGACAGAAAAUCUGCACAGGACAGAGAGAAAGUUGAGUUACCCAAAGACAUUCCUGGAUAGAGAGUCUCUGGGUUUGCCAUCCUUAGACCAGCGGCGGCCUUGGGGAAGCCAGGAAGAUGUGAGGACCGUGUGUGCUAAAUAAACCAAAGACUGAGCGCCACCCAAAUGGACACAUGUUCUUCCACAAACUAGCUGAAUUUUCUCCUGAUGUUCUCACCAACAAAGUCAAGAUGGACCUUUAGUGGCUUUGAUUUUGGGGGGCUGCUUCUUGGUCUUACUAAAUCCAUAACUCUACAGUAAACAAACUGUGGCCUUGGUAACGUGCCCUCUUUAAUCUCUAGUGUUUAGCCCCUUUGUUCCUUCAAAACUUCCAGACAAAUCUACCACUUAUAUUGAACCCAGAAUAUUGUUUCUUUUUUUUUUGAGAAUGUGAAGACUUUAAACAGCCAAAGAAUUUUCGUGUAUAAGAGCUAGUUCACUAGUGUAUCCUGCUCUUUGAAGAAAAUACCAAAUUGUCGUCUGUAGGGCUAGAACAGAUGAAGGUCAGUGCCCGAGCUUGGCACUCCAAAUUUGUGUUGGUAUUGUCAGUGCUGUAGGAUGUUAUUGUAAGGGGCAGAGCGCCCUCUGCUGGAACAAUACCUAGAUUCUUUCAGCACGUUUGUUUGUCAUGGAUCUCCAUUUCAGCAAUGUGUGUCUUGCUUUUUAUCCAUACCAUUCCCUCAAUAGUGUAGGAUUUGUUAACACUUCUCACAUGAGGAGAGAAUGUCAUGAACUCUAAAGAGCCGUAGGCGACCGCAAGGCAGACCUGUUUUAAAACGUUGCUGUGUUCUGUUGUUGUCUGGGGAGAGGUUUCCGGCUGGGGUGUGUCAGGAUUAUCAGCAGAGGUCUGUUCUACUUCCUCGUGUGAAAUCUCAAAGGAAGAUCAAUAAAAGGACGUCUUCCGUGUGAAUGUAAACGGCGUGAAAUACGUGUUUGUACGUGUACGGAAGCUUUCAACUUACUAAUAGAAAAACGAUUGUGCUAUUUUAUAAUUGGGAAGCGCGGUAGAGGUGGGAGAGGGUGGGGGUGUGCUAUUUUUAUAGUGGGAUGUCCAUUAUGCUUGGAAAACUUAAACUAAUUUUUGUAUUGUGAGACUACAUUCCGUCUAUUCCCGGGGUGGGGGUGGGGCGUUCCUUGAAACUCUCAUCAGGUGGAAGGAAGCGUUUUCCUGAUUUGCAGGAGAAUCUCGAGUCUAUAUGGCACCAGGUGUGGCACACAUGUCUGUCACCUGCAGACCAUAACCAGCAAUUGUCAGGUUAAAAGCAGGGGCACAGAGUAGGGUGGCAUUUUUUUUACCCUCUGUGUAACACAUUAUUUAUGACUUUUUUUAAAUUCUACAAAAAAUGGAUUUGCAAGUCUGAAAUAAUCCAGCAUGACAUCAUAAGCCUGUCUCCAGCAUCACCACCCCCAAGAGCAAAGGGAAAAUCCAGUGGCUUUAAUGUUCCUCCCUAACAUGAAUUAUGUGCUUCCAUUGUAAAAGAAUGCGUCACAGUCAGUAUUUUAUUGAGCUUGCCCACAAGGUCACGUUGGCAGGUCCCUGGGUCAAGCGCAAGAUGGUCCCAUCCCCGUGUUUCUCCUCGCCUCAUAGUCAGAGGACAUGAGGUGGACUUUUCUCAGCUUCUUUGUCCUCUGAUGCACAAAUUACAAGAACAGCUCCAGGUGGUUUCCCAUGGAGAAUUUUGGACUUGGAGUUUGGGUCACUCUUACGUGCCGAAAUAUGGUGGUGGCGCGUUCUACAGCCAUUCUGGGAAAACCUCAUGUCCCCUGCAGCCCCUGCAUAUGUACGUGCCUAGGCGGGGCCGUGUGUAGUUUCUGUUUGUGGUCUGUCUGCGUGUUUACAUGCCUAGCCAGGGCAUCAUUUCUGUUUGUGUCUGCCUAUCUGUUUCCUUCCUUCCCACCCUAGACACCAGCCCUACUUCCCUUACGCACUUUAUAUCUCUUUAAACACACAAGAAAUUGGAAGAAGAAAAAAAACCAACACUUGACUUUAAAGGACUCAGUCUUCUAUUAGGAAACACAGAUUCUGUUUCGUUUCCUCGUCUUCUUGGUAUGCUGGGAAAGCAUCUACGGUUCGUCUGGUCCUGGGCUAGGGUGCAAGGUUAAGGGUGAGAGUUGGAAACAUUCACUCAGACAUGACCUUUCGUUAUAUUGAAGACCAUAAUGUAAAGCAGUGCAGCUGUGCUCUGCGUACUCAAAGGUUCUAUCAAAGAACUUAACGUGAGGAUUGUGGCAUCCAGGAAGUUUUUGUUUGUUUUGUUUUGUUUUCUAAUAAAAUGGAAAGAGA
This is a messenger RNA of Myodes glareolus (Bank vole), 9346 nucleotides long. The record is from RefSeq and is a predicted model, not a curated record. Lineage: Eukaryota; Metazoa; Chordata; Mammalia; Rodentia; Cricetidae.